This is a messenger RNA of Saprolegnia parasitica CBS 223.65, 675 nucleotides long. RefSeq lists its product as hypothetical. The record is from RefSeq and is a predicted model, not a curated record. Lineage: Eukaryota; Oomycota; Saprolegniomycetes; Saprolegniales; Saprolegniaceae. The coding region runs from base 1 to 675 and encodes 224 amino acids. The transcript has a single exon.
AUGCAAGCCCAUCUUGCGACGGCAGCGGCGGUCGCGCUCGCACUCGUCGUUGGCACCAAGCUCUUUCGCGGGCGCAUCUACGACCUUCUGAUCGUGCAGCUCACGGCGGGCUGGUACAAAGCGGUCCUCGACGAUCUGCCCGCCACCGCUCGGGUCCUCGACGUGGGCAUUGGCACGGGGCAGGCGCUGCUCCAGAACCUCGAACUCGUGCGCGAGAAGGCCAUUAUCGUCGACGGCGUCGACUAUGACGCCGACUACGUGGCGGACUGCCGCGCCAACAUUGCGCGCGUCGGCUGCCAAGACGUCGUCGCGGUCCAGCACGCGUCGAUCUAUGACUUUGCGCCUGCCACGACGUACGGUGCCAUCUACUUUAGCGCUUCGCUCAUGAUCAUGCCGGACCCGGUGGCGGCGCUGCGCCAUUGCGCCGCCUUUCUUACGCCUGGUGGCCACAUCUACGUCACCCAGACGAUCCAGACGCGCUCGUCGCGCAUCGUCGAGUUGGGGAAACCGCUGCUCAAGUUUUUCACCACCAUCGACUUUGGGGCGGCCACGUACGAAGUCGACCUCCUGCGCACGUUCCAAGUCGCGCGUCUCAACGUCCUCGACGAGCGCUGCCUCUCGGGGGCCAAGAAGGACUCGGCGCGUUCGUACCGCAUGUACAAGCUUGCGCCAUAG